Molecule: messenger RNA, 12106 nt
Organism: Ylistrum balloti
Lineage: Eukaryota; Metazoa; Mollusca; Bivalvia; Pectinida; Pectinidae
Product: potassium voltage-gated channel protein Shab-like
Exons: 8
Coding region: 1512-5111 (1199 amino acids)
Biological process (GO): potassium ion transmembrane transport; protein homooligomerization
Cellular component (GO): membrane; voltage-gated potassium channel complex
Molecular function (GO): protein binding; delayed rectifier potassium channel activity
Source: RefSeq, a predicted model, not a curated record
AAGAUUUCCUGAAUUAUUUAUAUUGCUCUGAAAACGUGGAAAUUUCAUUUGCUUAGGCAUCAAAAGAAGAAACACAUUUUAUAAGAAUUGAAAGUGAACGGUGCAUACUUUAUUAACGAACAUAUUGAAACAUUUGUGUCGUGUGCAGUGAGACGAUAAUCUAUUUACAGGUGCCUGGCAAGUGAAGCAGACGACAUCUUUCACCAAUGGUCCCAUAUAGUUUCAGAUGCUUAUCAGUCAUGUAAGGGCACGUGGGCUGUAUCAUAGCCCGCAAGUCUCAUCUGAAGCUGUGAUAGCGAACGGAUUAGAAGGUGGCACUGACAGAUAUUAGGUGGACAGCACACAAAACAAUAGGCGAAGCAGACGACAAUGUUAGGUGGACAGCACACAAAACAAUAGGCGAAGCAGACGACAAGAACUAUUAUGAUUAUUCCUCCGAUGUUCUCCCUCUAUGGUAUAAUCUGAAUAUCUGUUUGAAAGGAGCAGUUGUAUCUCCGAGCCCACUUAUGUAACACCGUGUCAUUUCUCAGAUCAAUGUUUGCGCUGAUUGCAGGUGGUUUGUUCUCUUCGGAUAGCCAACGGAUCAACAACAUGUCCCCUGGUGAGACAUAUUCCGAGUUUUACAUCGUAAACACAUGGCAUCAUUCUGGUGAAUAGAAGAACUCUUAAUAUAAUGGCGAUGUUGCCAAGACACACGAGGUUCGCUCACAGCAAUAUGUGGAAUUGAUUAAAUGAGCAAAAUGAUGGCUUCUAUACAGUGAUUAAGCUUGGCAAGCAAAUGGCCCUGCACAAUUUUCAUUGCAGAUCUCCUUGAAAUUCACUCAGGUAUGAAUAUAAGUUUAAUAAAGUCAUAUAUUUUCGAUACUGCCGUUGAUUGAAUGGUGUGUUUCGCGUUCGCGUUUAGAUAAUCUCUUGAGCGUCGUUAUACCAUCAUUGUCAACAGCUCACACAAGCCUAGGGGGCUUUACUCAGCAGUCUUCCGCAUAAGCUGCACUUUUCCAGUGGUGGUAAUGAUGGACGUCUCUGAUUGACCGCUGUCUAUCCGGUUGUGGAUAUCUGUCAGCAAUACAUAUUACUGGGUCAUUAGUGUGUUGUGUAUUGAACUGUCGAGUACCCAGCAGCUUGCUAUAAGGUGAUACUUGUGUGCCGGUGCUCUUUGGGAUGUAAAUUCUCGUUCAUUAAGUGACUGACCAUAUACGUGAAAUGAUGUUGUUCCGUGGUCGUUCGGUUUUCACCACUGCGCGGUAGGGAUGUAAACGAUUUUCAAACAUGUGAAUAUCAUAUUCUGGCGUUAAGCGGUCACUGAAAACAAAAAAAACAAAAAACACAGUUAUACUUACGAAAGGAAUACAAUGACAGUUUCUUUAGAUUCCAUGGGAAUUCUAUAGAACAUACGUUGUUUAGUUUUUAUAUACAUUGAAGCCGACACGUGCUCUAUAUACUUGGGAAAUAUUCUCUGCGUCUAGUCUUCUGGAUGAUUGUUUUAGUUAUUUGACCGCUGGUCAUUCAGUAUGAAACACCCUGAUAAAACCCAGGCAAUGCUUCUCGAGAACUUACGGAUAAUAUCCGAGCACAGGAGGAGGUCCCUGGCGAUCAAUGAAAAUUACAGGAGAAUGUCCACAGCUGUUGUAUCGCCGCCAGGACACUCCAACUCGGGGUCCGGGCAGGGUCGAGACAGUGAUGCUGGACAUUUAAGUUUAUCAUCCUCGCGAGGAGCUGCGCUACGACAGCAAGAAAAACGCAAACGUGACUCGGUAGGAAGUAGCGAGAAAUCCACACCUAAAGACUCCGCUACUACUCGUAAGCUACGGGAGGGCAGUAGUAGACAGGAGGUAAAAAUAGCACCCAACCCUGUUACCACAACCGCUGCACUUCCAGUUUAUCCGCUAGGCGUUUCAAACACUACCUUUGAGAAUGUAUCCUCGCUAGCUCAACCCACAGUAACUAUGGGAGUUCCGGGGGAGGUAGAACUACAACACUCUCAGCCACAGUUUAACGCACGUUAUUAUUCUACGGAGCUGAAUGGAUCUACACCGGAUUUUAAUGGAAUUAUUCGAAGCAAACAAGUUAUGAAACGGGUAAUUUUAAACGUGGGUGGGGUGAAACAUGAGGUGAUGUGGCGGACACUGGACCGUAUGCCCCAUACCCGACUGGGCAAGUUACGGUCCUGUAAUACCCCAGAAAGUCUCCUGGAAAUAUGUGACGACUACUCUUUGGCAGAAAACGAGUACUUUUUCGAUCGACACCCCAGAUCUUUUGCUUCCAUUUUAAACUUCUACCGUACGGGUAAACUUCAUUUAGUGGAAGAAAUGUGUGUGUUAUCCUUCAGUGAAGACUUGGAGUAUUGGGGAGUUGACGAAUUGUAUCUAGAGUCGUGUUGUCAACAUAAAUACCACCAGAAAAAGGAGCAUGUUUAUGAGGAAAUUCGAAAGGAGGCUGAAAGUCUUCGCCAAAGGGACGAGGAGGACUUUGGUACGGGGUCUCUGGCUAAAUGGCGUCAGAAAAUAUGGGAUUUAUUAGAAAAACCAACCACGUCUAUGGCUGCAAGGGUCGUGGCCAUAGUAUCUAUCCUGUUCAUCGUGCUGUCCACUAUCGCCCUUACUUUAAACACUAUACCCAGUUUCCAGGAGGCCAAUGGCGACAACGAAAAGUUAGCUUUGAUCGAAGCCGUGUGUAUAGGGUGGUUUUCUCUUGAGUACCUUGCAAGAUUUUGGGCGUCACCAAACAAAUGGAAAUUUUUCAAAGGACCGUUAAACAUUAUUGACUUGCUAGCAAUUAUGCCAUAUUUUAUCAGUUUGGGUUUGACGGAAACGAACAGGCACACAACCGAGCAGUUUCAAAACGUUCGCAGAGUGGUGCAAAUAUUCAGAAUAAUGAGAAUCCUAAGAAUUUUGAAGUUAGCGAGGCACUCUACCGGACUGCAGUCUUUAGGCUACACACUACAAAGAAGUUAUAAAGAGCUGGGCCUUUUACUUAUGUUUUUAGCUAUUUCUAUAUUAUUGUUUUCAAGUUUGGCAUAUUUUGCGGAGAAAGACGUAGAAAAAACAAAAUUUAUUAGCAUACCAGAAACGUUUUGGUGGGCAGCUAUUACUAUGACGACUGUCGGGUAUGGUGACAUAUUCCCCACCACGGUGCCGGGGAAGAUAGUAGGCAGUGUGUGUUGUAUAUGUGGCGUGCUAGUUAUUGCGCUCCCAAUCCCCAUUAUAGUGAACAAUUUUGCUGAGUUUUAUAAAGAUCAGAUGCGACGCGAAAAAGCGUUGAAGCGACGAGAUGCUCUAGAAAGGGCCAAGAGGACCGGCAGUAUAGUAUCAUUCCAUUCUGUCAACCUCCGUGAUGCAUUCGCCCGGAGUGUUGACAUGUUGGAGGUUAGCGUGACAAACAACAGACGUACGGGGGACAGUUGUGACAGUGAGGAUAGUAAAGGCACUAGUCCCCCUCCCUGCGUCAGUAAGACUUUGGAGGAGUGUAAAUCCUCAAAUGAGACGGAACACAGUGAUUCUACCAGUCUUCCAGGUUUAUCCAAUCCCAGUAAUGCUAAACUCCUCAACGACGAUGACUCCAUCGGGAGAAUGACGUCAUCACAACCAGCUCUUAAUUCCAGUCAACAGGGCAAAUUUGAAUAUCAACCCACCGCUGAAUGUACUUCUGCACGUGCUCGGUGCACAAUAGAGAUGAAAACGCUUGUUCGACAGAGCAGCAAUACAAGCACAGACACUUAUAAUAGUUGCAUGACCCAUCCACCUAUGAGUCCUUGCGGUAGGGGAGUUCCGGUUCCGGUCUACUCCAACCUUCACGUCAAUCCGCAGAAGUCCUCGCCGGAAGUCUGUGCAUGUUGUACUUCUUCGGAUAUGAAUGAUCUAACGGGGUUAUCCACCCCUGAUGAUAUUUCCUUACUUUCUGAUAAAGUCUUAAACGAUAAACCUUCUGGUCAAAUCAUUCAAAAAUUAGAUGGGAGAUUUACUACCACUUGGCAAAGAGUCAAUUCUCCCCAACAUGUCUUACAGCCGGAAGUGGAUGACGGAUUCGCCAUGCGCCGGAAUAUUGAACCACAACGGCAACAUCGAGCCAGCCUAAAAAGACACAAAUCCGAGUCGAGUGAGCGACACCCACAGUUUAGUGAUAUCAAAGAAAGAUCAUACAUGUCUUUUGAUAAUCUUCAUGUGGACGGUUCUACAAAGUCAAAAAGUGCAAAAUUCCGAAAAGCAGUUUCCUUGGCAACAAGACUACAUUCCAGCCCAUCUACUGGACGGAAACUAGCCAACUAUCACCUCAUCGCUAACCCGCAAUCAGAGGGCUUCGUCACCCCCGUCAUAUCUCCAUGCGGUUUACGAAAAGUCACAGCCCACUCCAGCCCCUCUCUUGUAGAUCCUCCUCCUUCAAAGAAGAAAUCUAUUUUGAAAAAAGACAUCAAUGAUGCAGAAGACACAGAAAAUCUAUUAUCGCCCCAUGCACGUGAUCAGGAUCUUACUCCUAGUGGGAGGCACGCGUUUGAUGAUAUAUCCUGUUUAAGACAUGAUGUGUAUCAGGGAUACAUCCCGAAUACACGUGAUACAGGCGUGAUGUCUCGGGGUGUGUAUAGUGACGAAAAUCUACCUCCAAAUCGUGUGUAUACGUCAUCAGAGUGUGUGCUCCCGCAGAUACAUCCUCCAGUAUACUCACCACAAGACAAUUUCGAUGACUUGAGUUUUGCGGAUAUGCACGACCGAAUUGAAGAAGACAUUGACUUCAGUGAUAGUGUAGGAACCCCUAAUAAAAUGAAUAUUUGGAAGCAAAGUCAGUGUCAGAAUGUCCCAUGGCAAAACGAUACAAGCCCUUCUGAUAACUUCGACAUCGAGGAAAGUUUACUGAGCUCGAAUUCUAUAGGUCGAUCACAAUCAGAUGCUAGUCUUUCGUCUCCGAAUCUGCUGCGGUUGUCUCCCCUUCACUAUUCUGAUUUGUUUGACAUGAAAAGCGGAAAUGAUCAGUUCUAUCAUGAAUAUGGUAAUGACGACGGGUCAGAGAAGGAUGAACAGAAAGGUAUGCAAAUAGACUCUUUAAUGAACAACGUAAACACUCGACAAUCAUCAGAUGGGAUAUCGGAUCCUUACACCUCACCCGAGGCCAGCGGAUGAGACAGGUCAACGCUACAGUGACCCUGCUGAUUAACAUUGGCUUGUUAUUCGGAACAUAUAUGAUAUGGCUUCCAUUUAUUGUAAUUAAAACGAACGUGCGUGAUACUGUCAAAAACAAUGCAGAUGUGACCACACGUGGUGAUGUUUUGAAGCAUAGGUGACAGACACAUCACGUGACUAAGUUAUAAAAAAUCAAUUGUUAGUGCGUAUCUUAUAGCAUAUAUAGAUACUGAUUAUUAAUUCUGACGUCCAUUUGCCACUGACGUCAUUGUGCUCAAUACUUAUUUCCAUCAACAGUUGUGAAUAUUAUUCGUUCGUUAGUUUAUUCUUGUUCGGCGGGCUACCUGGAAACGUACAUGAGUGCUGUGUUCUGGACCAUCCUCUGAUUCUGACACGUGUUACUAUGGUUACUCCUCAUUGUUAUCCCUGUGAUAUGAAAGUGUGUUUUCUUCGUUACAAUAUUUUUCACUAGUGAUGGUUAUAAUUCUGUUUACAUCAUCAACUGUUCUAUACUAGUUUUAUAUACAUUACAGCAGCCUUCUCUGUCCAGUUGUAUAAAGUAUUAUAUACACUACAGCUGUAAGUCUGCUGUAACCAGUUGUAUAUAUAGUAUUAUAUACACUACAGUUGUAACCAGUUGUAUAUAUAGUAUUAUAUACACUACAGCUGUAAGUCUGCUGUAACCAGUUGUAUAUAUAGUAUUAUAUACACUACAGCUGUAACCAGUUGUAUAUAUAGUAUUAUAUACACUACAGCUGUAAGUCUGCUGUAACCAGUUGUAUAUAUAGUAUUAUAUACACUACAGCUGUAAGUCUGCUGUAACCAGUUGUAUAUAUAGUAUUAUAUACACUACAGCUGUAAGUCUGCUGUAACCAGUUGUAUAUAUAGUACUAUAUACACUACAGCUGUAAGUCUGCUGUAACCAGUUGUAUAUAUAAUACUAUAUACACUACAGCUGUAAGUCUGCUGUAAACCAGUUGAAUAUGUAGUACUAUAUACACUACAGCUGUAAGUCUGCUGUAACCAGUUGUAUAUAUAGUAUUAUAUACACUACAGCUGUAAGUCUGCUGUAACCAGUUGUAUAUAUAGUAUUAUAUACACUACAGCUGUAAGUCUGCUGUAACCAGUUGAAUAUGUAGUAUUAUAUACACUACAGCUGUAAGUCUGCUGUAACCAGUUGGAUUUUAUGCACAUGAAUCUGGUGUUCGUUGUUAACCCCUAUAGAAUUGUUGGUGAACACCGAACUCUUGCCUCGACUGUUAUUUUCAGACAUAUUCAGUAUGCCUAUCACUGCCACUAACCAUUCUGAAACACCGCUAUCAUGGAACAUCAAACUUGGUUGUUCAUUGUUCAAUCAAAAUUUCAGUCAUGAAAUAGAUUGAUAUAUUUAUUCUUAUUUAUGUAUCUAUUCCAAAUUUCCUAUUUUACGUCUAGUGUAACAUAUCAUUAUUUUGUCCAAAGAAAUUAAGGUUAUAGAACUUUUUGUCUUUUUAUUAAAAAUAUUGAAGUUGAUUAUUUUGUAUGGAUUUUCUGUUGCAGGGUAACUGUUCAUACUGUAUUAAAGUUUGUCAAUAAAACACAAAAUUGUAUAGUUAUUAUAUAGAUAUUCUGUAUCAAAUCUAUAUAACUAUGUAACUUCUAUAUAACUGAUACACAGGUAGAUGUAGAUAGGUCGUCUAUAAGUAAAACAAAACUGGAAUGAAUGUUAAUCAUGUAUGAAAGUUUAUUUAUUUUCACCGGUAUAUGCAGAGUGUGUUGUUUGAGUUAAAGUUGUGUAAAUAUUUUAUAUAUGGCUGUACCAAUGACAGCUACACCCCAACAUUUCUGUGAUAGAAUUGUGAUAAGGUAUACUACAAACUACUACGUCGCUAUUUACGUGUUGUUCACUGCUGUCAUUGGAGGGAGAAACAGGUUCUUCUAUUUCUCACCGUCGAACUAAUCAGUAAUUCAAUACCGACGAGAGGCUAUGACACAGAUAAUCUAAUAGAUGUUCGUGAUAAGGGCUUACCUUAUCACAGGUGGCUGUUCAUGAUAAGUAGGACUUACCUUAUCACAGGGAGCUGUUCGUGAUAGGGAGGGUUUACCUUAUCACAGGGAGCUGUUCGUGAUAAGGAGGGCUUACCUUAUCACAGGGAGCUGUUCAUGAUAAGGAGGGCUUACCUUAUCACAGGGAGCUGUUCAUGAUAAGGAGGGCUUACCUUAUCACAGGGAGCUGUUCGUGAUAAGGAGGGCUUACCUUAUCACAGGGAGCUGUUAGUGAUAAGGAGGGCUUACCUUAUCACAGGGAGCUGUUGUUCAUGAUGAGGAGGGCUUACCUUAUCACAGGGAGCUGUUCGUGAUAAGGAGGGUUUACCUUAUCACAGGGAGCUGUUCGUGAUAAGGAGGGCUUACCUUAUCACAGGGAGCUGUUCGUCAUGAUAAGGAGGGCUUACCUUAUCACAGGGAGCUGUUAGUGAUAAGGAGGGCUUACCUUAUCACAGGGAGCUGUUAGUGAUAAGGAGGGCUUACCUUAUCACAGGGAGCUGUUAGUGAUAAGGAGGGCUUACCUUAUCACAGGGAGCUGUUCGUGAUAAGGAGGGCUUACCUUAUCACAGGGAGCUGUUAGUGAUAAGGAGGGCUUACCUUAUCACAGGGAGCUGUUCAUGAUAAGGAGGGCUUACCUUAUCACAGGGAGCUGUUCAUGAUAAGGAGGGCUUACCUUAUCACAGGGAGCUGUUAGUGAUAAGGAGGGCUUACCUUAUCACAGGGAGCUGUUCGUGAUAAGGAGGGCUUACCUUAUCACAGGGAGCUGUUCGUGAUAAGGAGGGCUUACCUUAUCACAGGGAGCUGUUCGUGAUAAGGAGGGCUUACCUUAUCACAGGGAGCUGUUCGUGAUAAGGAGGGCUUACCUUAUCACAGGGAGCUGUUAGUGAUAAGGAGGGCUUACCUUAUCACAGGGAGCUGUAGAUGUUCGUUACCAGGAAAGCUAAUUUGAAUUAAAUGCCUGAUGUAAUAAAUACUUAAUCGAGAAAAUAAUGAUCUGCCUGAUAUGACAUGGAGUACGUAUUUUAAUAUUUUGGCUGAUAAUUGUGAUCAAUUCCACUUCUUUUUACAAAGUUUUUGUGUCAUGAAAUCCGGGAUCGUUUUGUAUGCAAAUAUUAACGAACAUAAAAGACAUAACGUUGAAUAUUUGUGUCUUGCCACCAUAAAUCUAUAUCAUGUAUGUGAUCACAUAAUAGGACGAUACAAAACCACGUACAAACGUAGAUAUUAUCUGCAUGUUAACAUCACGGGAUGCUGUGUAAUACAUACAGAUAUGUUUCUAGUAAAUGCAUACUUUUAUCACGUGAUUUCUGAGGUAACACUUUCGCAGAUUACAUUGUGACGUCACUUUUGUCGACUGCGACUCGCUAAUGGAAACUGACGUCAUAUAUGUAAGGUUUGUAUGUUGAUAUCUCGAGAUUUAUAGAUACACGUAAUAUAUGUAUCACUUAUAUAUAUAUAUAUAUUACUGCUUACAUGCUGACAACACGUGAUGUUUCAUACAUUGUAUAUAUAAAUAUAUAUAUAUAUAUAUAAGUUGUAUUUUUCACGUGCAAGUUAUGAUAUCAAGCGAGUUUUACAUCAGAGAAAAUAAGAAGUACUGUUCCUAUACACCUAUAUAUGUUGAGGUAAGAUAGAUAUCGGGGCCUCUAGUACUGAUCUCACACACACCUGUACAUGUUGAGAUAAGAUAGAUAUCGGGGCCUCUAGUACUGAUCUCACACACACCUGUACAUGUUGAGAUAAGGUAGAUGUCGGGGCCUCUAGUACUGAUGCCCACACACCUAUACAUGUUGAGAUAAGAUAGAUGUCGUGGCCUCUAGUACUGAUCCCCACACACCUAUACAUGUUGAGAUAAGAUAGAUGUCGGGACCUCUAGUACUGAUCCCCACACACCUAUACAUGUUGAGAUAAGAUGGAUAUCGGGGCCUCUAGUACUGAUCCCCACACAACUAUACAUGUUGAGAUAAGAUAGUUGUCGGGGCCUCUAGUACUGAUCCCCACACAACUAUACAUGUUGAGAUAAAAUAGAUAUCGGGGCCUCUAGUACUGAUCCCCACACACCUAUACAUGUUGAGAUAAGAUGGAUGUCGGGGCCUCUAGUACUGAUGCCCACACACACCUAUACCUGUUGAGAUAAGAUGGAUGUCGGGACCUCUAGUACUGAUCCCCACACACCUAUACAUGUUGAGAUAAGAUAGAUAUCGGGGCCUCUAGUACUGAUCCCCACACAACUAUACAUGUUGAGAUAAGAUAGUUGUCGGGGCCUCUAGUACUGAUCCCCACACAAAUAUACAUGUUGAGAUAAGAUGGAUGUCGGGGCCUCUAGUACUGAUGCCCACACACACCUAUACAUGUUGAGAUAAGAUAGAUGUCGGGACCUCUAGUACUGAUCCCCACACACACCUAUACAUGUUGUGAUAAGAAGGAUGUCGGGGCCUCUAGUACUUAUCCCACACACACCUAUACAUGUUGAGGUAAGAUAGAUAUCGGGGCCUCUAGUACUGAUCUCACACACACCUGUACAUGUUGAGAUAAGAUAGAUGUCGGGGCCUCUAGUACUGAUCCCCACACACCUAUACAUGUUGAGAUAAGAUGGAUGUCGGGGCCUCUAGUACUGAUCCCCACACACCUAUACAUGUUGAGAUAAGAUAGAUGUCGGGGCCUCUAGUACUGAUCCCCACACAACUAUACAUGUUGAGAUAAGAUAGUUGUCGGGGCCUCUAGUACUGAUCCCCACACACCUAUACAUGUUGAGAUAAGAUAGUUGUCGGGGCCUCUAGUACUGAUCCCCACACACCUAUACAUGUUGAGAUAAGAUGGAUGUCGGGGCCUCUAGUACUGAUGCCCACACACACAUAUACAUGUUGAGAUAAGAUAGAUGUCGGGACCUCUAGUACUGAUCUCGCACACACCUAUACAUGUUGAGAUAAGAUAGAUGUCGGGGCCUCUAGUACUGAUCCACCACAACUAUACAUGUUGAGAUAAGAUAGAUGUCGGGGCCUCUAGUACUGAUCCCCAAACAUCUAUACAUAUUGAGAUAAGAUAGAUGUCGGGGCCUCUAGUACUGAUCCCCACACACACCUAUACAUGUAGAGAUAAGAUAGAUGUCGGGGCCUCUAGUACUGAUCCCCACACACACCUAUACAUGUAGAGAUAAGAUAGAUGUCGGGGCCUCUAGUACUGAUCUCACACACACCUAUACAUAUUAAUAGGAGAUAGAUGUCGGGGCCUCUAGUACUGAUCCCCACACACACCUAUACAUGUUGAGAUAAGAUAGAUGUCGGGGCCUCUAGUACUGAUCUCGCACACACCUAUACAUGUUGAGAUAAGAUAGAUGUCGGGGCCUCUGGUACUGAUCCCCACACACACCUAUACAUGUUGAGGUAAGAUAGAUGUCGGGGCCUCUAGUACUGAUCCCCACACACACCUAUACAUGUUGAGGUAAGAUAGAUGUCGGGGCCUCUAGUACUGAUCCCCACACACAUCUAUACAUGUUGAGAUAAGAUAGAUGUCGGGGCCUCUAGUACUGAUCCCCACACACACCACCUCUCCACAUAAAAUUGUGUUAAGUUUAAUUCAAAGACAUAAACACAUGUAAGGAAUUGAAUCCAGAAAGUAGAAUUAUAAAUUGCCAAAUUUAUAUAAUUAAGAUAUUGCCGGUAUAUGUGCAUUUUGCACAUGUAAGAUGUUUAAAAUUAAGUUAAAAUUUGCCGGUUAUAACUCGUUUUCGCCAUUUAGGCAGUUGAAUGGCCGCACAUAAUGACGUCAAAUUCCAUUUAUAGAACUCUAGCGUAACUUAGUAGUUGAAAGUGUUUAGUUAGAACUUGCUACCAUUAUACAGAGGUGUGUUUUGUUGUUAGAAGAAGAAACCAACUUUUGGUUAACGACGGAAUGAAGCCCUCUUACAGGUUACAUGUAUGUUUAUGAAUCAAUGAUCUUAGAAAUGGACGUUUGUCAUAACUAUUUAUCGAGUGAAUAUAAUGUAAGGGAGACUGGGUUCUAUUUAGUUAUAGAUUGGAGACCUACAUUUACCGGUUUGACCUCAGGACGUUAUGGAGUUAAAUGGGUAGACGACUUCAGGCAAUACGGAAAAUCGAAUCGUGGGGAUUUAUCUCUUAAUGUUACAGCGACACGAAAUAUUUUGUUUGUGUGGUGUAGAGGUGAGAAAGUCUUAUUUACAAAGUUGAGAGCCUGUUAUAGAGAAAUCGGUUUGUUUUGAUACGUGUUAAUUUUUUAGUCAUCAAAACCAUAUAGAAUUAGGAUGAAAGGCGUUACCAUUUUUACGUUUGGCUUCUUUUUACUGUUUUCAUAGAGUAGCUGAAAAGAACCGUUUAUUUUAACAACAGUGAAUAUCAUUCAUAUAAAUACCCUAGUAAAACAUAGACACGUACAAAUUUCACAUUUAUAUAAUAAUCAUGUUACCUGUACUAGGAUAAAGAUAAAUACAUACAACAGUAACCAUGGAUACGAAAUUUUCAUCUGUAGGUUCUAAAGUAUUACGGACAGAUGUCGUGUGCUGAUUAGUAGUCAUAAAAUUAAUUGACAUGCGUAGAUAGUAAUUUUCCUUAACUGAGUGUGUGCCAUGUUACAAUGAUGAACCAUUGAGAAUAUAUAUCUAUUUGAUCAAUCCUUCAUACUUACAACAUUGCAUUACCUAUAUCAUGGCCGUGUGUAUUAUAUAUAUGUACAAAUUUUCACAUGUAAAAUACCCGUAUGCAAACCUUUAAGAACGUCCCAGCGUUCAGUGUGGCAUACCUUCCAUUUAUCAUGGAGUAUGUAGUGGACGUGAAAUCUGACUAGAUGAUUCCGUGAGGAGCUUACUUAAGUUUAUGUAUAUAUAGUGAGAAUCUUGUUACCUAGCUUAACAAAAUUGCUUGUCAGUUUAUUGAAAUUUGUUUCAUUUAAAAAGUUUCACUAUUUCAUAUGCAUUGUUUAAAAUAAAGGUUUUAAUCCAGUUUGAUUAAAUGUUA